AGCAAAGUCUCUUGCUUGGUCCUCUAAAUACCCCAAACCCCAAAAAUCCAAAUUCCUCCCCCAAAACCAAAGCUUCUAAACUUGUUUUGCAAUGGCCGAUGAAGCUAAAGCCAAAGGCAACGCCGCCUUUUCUUCCGGCGAUUUCAACACCGCUGUCAAACACUUCACCGAAGCUAUAAACCUUUCCCCGACCAACCACGUACUUUAUUCUAAUCGCUCCGCCGCUUACGCUUCCCUCCAUCAAUACGAUGCUGCAUUAUCCGACGCUAAGAAAACCGUCGACCUUAAACCCGACUGGUCCAAAGGUUACAGCAGGCUCGGUGCCGCUCACCUCGGUUUGCACCAAUACGAAGACGCUGUUUCGGCCUAUAAAAAGGGUAUUGAGAUUGAUCCUAACAAUGAAGCAUUGAAAUCCGGCUUGGCCGAUGCUCAGUCGGCUGCGACGGCUUCGGCUUCCCGAGCUAGGGCAGCGCCGCCGCCCAAUCUAUUUGGUGACGCUUUUCAGGGACCGGAGAUGUGGGCUAAGUUGACGGCGGAUCCGACUACUAGGGUUUUUUUACAGCAGCCGGAUUUUGUUAAAGCGAUGCAGGAGAUUCAGAGAAAUCCUAGCAAAUUGAAUGAGCAUUUGCAAGACCAGAGAGUUAUGCAAGCUCUGGGGGUUUUGUUGAAUGUUAAGUUUAAGGCUGGUGGCGGGGAUGACAUGGAGGUUCCAGAGGCGGACUCACCUCCGGCGCCGUCGCAGCCUGCUAAGCAAGAGUCGAAGAAGCCGGACCCUGUGCCUGAACCAGAACCAGAACCGAUGGAAAUCACGGAAGAGAAGGAGAAGAACGAGAAGAAAGAAAAGGCUUUAAAGGAAAAGGAGACUGGAAAUGCUGCUUAUAAGAAGAAAGACUUCGAGACGGCUAUUCAACAUUACACCAAAGCAAUGGAGAUCGAUGAUGAAGAUAUUUCAUACAUUACCAAUCGGGCUGCUGUUUAUUUGGAAAUGGGCAAGUAUGAAGACUGCAUUAAGGAUUGUGAGAAGGCUGUUGAAAGAGGUAGAGAGCUCAGAGCAGACUAUAAAAUGAUAGCGAAAGCUUUGACUAGGAAGGGAACUGCUUUGGUGAAGAUGGCGAAAUGCUCAAAAGAUUAUGAACCAGCCAUCGAGACUUUCCAGAAAGCUCUUACUGAGCAUCGCAAUCCUGACACGUUGAAGAAACUAAAUGAUGCUGAAAAAGCCAAGAAAGAACUAGAGCAGCAAGAAUAUUUUGAUCCAAAGAUAGCUGAUGAGGAGCGUGAGAAAGGGAAUGAAAGUUUCAAACAGCAGAAGUAUCCAGAGGCUGUGAAGCAUUAUACCGAGUCAUUGAGACGAAACCCCAAAGAUCCAAAGGCAUACAGCAAUAGAGCAGCAUGCUACACGAAAUUGGGCGCUUUGCCUGAGGGAUUGAAAGAUGCUGAGAAGUGCAUUGAGCUAGAUCCAACAUUUUCAAAGGGUUACACAAGAAAGGGAGCUGUUCAGUUCUUCAUGAAGGAGUAUGACAAAGCUUUAGAAACAUACCAAGAAGGGUUGAAGCAUGAUCCGAAUAACCAGGAAUUGCUUGAUGGUGUUAGAAGGUGUGUAGAACAGAUUAACAGAGCUAGUCGAGGUGAUUUCAGCCCUGAAGAAUUGAAGGAAAGACAGGCCAAGGCAAUGCAAGAUCCAGAAAUUCAAAACAUUCUAUCGGAUCCAGUCAUGAGACAGGUGUUGGUUGAUUUUCAGGAGAACCCAAAGGCAGCGCAGGAGCACACCAAGAAUCCUAUGGUGAUGAACAAGAUUCAAAAGCUGGUCACUGCUGGUAUUGUCCAACUGAGAUAAACUGGAACCAAAAUUUCAACUUUUUUCUUCUUUUUAUCCUUUUUCCCAUUUUGUCGGUUGAACUUGAAUGGAUUGUUCAUAAAAGUAGUUCCUGCUGGAAAUGUUCAAUAGUUGCCUGUUAUUUAAAUGGUUUGUUUUUGAGCAGUUAAAACUGUCGCUGGAUUCUAUUAUAUCAUUGAUUUUCAGGUUUUAAAAAAUA
This is a messenger RNA of Gossypium raimondii (Peruvian cotton), 2033 nucleotides long. Its product is annotated as hsp70-Hsp90 organizing protein 3. The coding region runs from base 92 to 1834 and encodes 580 amino acids. Lineage: Eukaryota; Viridiplantae; Streptophyta; Magnoliopsida; Malvales; Malvaceae. The record is from RefSeq and is a predicted model, not a curated record. The transcript is spliced from 7 exons. Gene Ontology annotation, molecular function: Hsp90 protein binding.